This is a messenger RNA of Paramuricea clavata, 16369 nucleotides long. The record is from the annotation of a GenBank genome assembly. NCBI's taxonomy places the organism in Eukaryota, Metazoa, Cnidaria, Anthozoa, Malacalcyonacea, Plexauridae.
AAGCUGUCAGUAUUAACUUAGUUAUAUAUUUAUAAGAUUUAUAUAUUCCGGUCAUGUGACCUCAUUUCCUGCGAGGCAUCAAUUUGAUGCAAAUAUUAACUCUUUGGUUCGCCACGAUCGUUUAAUAAAUAGUUUGUGUUCUCGAAGAUUCGUGUUUUAAAGAAGAGAAAUACCUCGAGUGACGACGAAAUAAAUACAAGUUCUUAGCCAUGGCCUUGUACCAGCUUUUUGUUGCCGUUUUCCUGCUUAUAAUGGUGAGUUACGAAUGAAUUUAAGGCAUUUUAUUUUGAAGACGCGUUGUUAUGUUUGGACGUCUGCUUCGCAUAGUGUUUAAUAUUUGAUAGCAUUAACGUCUUCGGUUUAAGCUCUUUUAACUUUGAAUUGUGGAUUCUAGCCAUUAUUCAACACUAGCUUAUAGGUUUUGAAAGAGGUUAUGUAAUUUAGCUAGAUUUAUAUUAAUAUACGAUAUUAUGAAGCCAUCUUCCUGUUUUAAAGUUCGAAGUCUUUCGCAAGAAGAAGCUCAAUUUUUUUCGUAUUGUGAGUGACUUAUGUUCGAGUGAUUGCUAGCCGUAUUGUGUGAUGCCGUUUUAAUUCAAGGGAUUAUAUAUUUAAGUCCAAUUUCGUGACAGAACUGACUAAACUCGCUCACACAAUCGAAUGCCUGUCUUCGUUGACCACAAUAUAUAGUACAUUUUUUGUCUAAUCAAAAUGGCGGGAUGUCAUCAAAAUAUUGAAAGAGAAUGUGCCUUUCGUGCUGUGAGGUUAAACUUUUACCCCAACUUUUACAUAUGACGUUUUUAGAUACACCAAAGGUAAUAUAUAACUGAAAUGGAACGAGAUAUGGCAACAUGAUAUGGCAAAAUAUGUGAACAUACCGUUUAAUACCGUUUAAGUUAAACGGAAGUCCUUUGUACACGAAACAACCGGAUAGGUUUACGUAUUAGAAAUUCACACCCUUUAGCCCAGAAAGGCUAAUUUUGUGCUCAAGGCCGAAUUAUAUAGAACUAUGUGUCUGUUCACUCCUACUGUAUAUUUUGGCACAGUAUGAAAGUAUAAUACAAACAUACAGCACUGAGUGCUUGGAUAUUCAAUGUCGUUCCACUUUACCCAUUAAAUGUUGAGAAUUCACGAUAUUUGAUACUUAUUUUGAGCACCAUAUUUUGGGAAUAAUACCGAAUUAUAUAGAACUAUGUGCCUGUUCACUCCUACUGUAUAUUUUGGCACAGUAUGAAAGUAUAAUACAAACAUACAGUACUGAAUACUUGGAUAUUCAAUAUCAUUCCACUUCACCUAUUAAAUGUUGAGAAUUCACAAUAUUUGAUAUUUAUUUUGAGUACCAUAUUUUGGGAAUACUAACUCAGUGAAAUAAAAUCGAUGCAUGUUUUUUUCUUUCGAAUUCAAAUUUUAAGUUGUUUUCUUGAGAAUGAUGAUGCAUUUCUUGUGGUGGUGAAAUCUACUUUUGUCAACCAAAUUGAGCAAUAUUACUCAUUUACAUCCCACACCUAAACACUUGAACCUUCUAAGUAAAGCUUUUUUGUUGUUGUGUUCUAUGUUUUUUGGUCAGGCUUUGUAUUUACCCGCAGAUCGAAACAUCCAUAUUUUGGAUUUGAUUUUAGUUCUUGAAUAUCUUUUAUUCACAAUUUUGUGCUUACUUUGUGAUUUUACUCUCUCUAAUGCCAGAUAAUUUUAUUCAUCAAGGGAAGAAUGCUGCCACUCGAUGGGUUAACCUGACCAUUAUGCUGCACUAUGCCCAAAUACACAUGACUUUAUUGUUUUAUUAUUUAUCUCACACCAGACGGCAAGGGGGAGUCUUGUGCAAUUAUGGGUUAACUGAAGUUACAAAUGUCAAUUUCUAAUGGAUCAUGAAUAUACUUCUUUGUUGUAUGUAACUAACCUUGUCAACAUUACCUACAUGACUUUUUGCAAUACUCUGACAGACUUUUCACAUUAGAGUGUUGAGUGCGAAGCGAUAAUUGGACCCAAAAUCUCUCAGUUGAAAAGAGGCUUGGGAUCUUUAGCAUUUAAUUGAAUUGAAUAUCGUUUAAUAAAAUCUUCCUUGCAGCAUAAGCUGAACUAUAAAGAUAUUACAAUGAGUAAAAACUAACACUAAUUAUGGGCUAAAACAUUGAAUUGAAAAAUUACAUUCAAAUCUACACGAUAUAACCUAAUAGUAACUAACUUUGAGUUCAAACUUGUGUCACACUAGCAAUUAUAUAUUUUUUUAAAUGUUCGGUUUUACAUCUUGGAGUUGGAAUGUUAAAGUGCCUAUUUUCCCUAAGGUGAUUGUAGUUGUUUCUUUCUGGGAGCAAAUGGUGGAGUUUGUGUGACUGAUCAGAUAUAAAUUCUUGUUUACUUUUUGUGUCACUUUUUGAACCACACUAAACACUCCGGUUUUCAGAGAUUUACAGUACAACUGACACCUUAUCAAAUGAUAUGUAUAUGGUUUUGUUUUGAAUAGGAAUUAAAAUCUGGUUGUCGUAUAAUUUCACAGCUAGAUAAGGAUAUGGAUAAGAAACACUUAAACUUUGGUUUCAGAACUAGGGAUGGGAAUAAGAGGUAACAAACAACUGUAUUAUGCUUGUGGUUGUUGCUUCACCUGUUCAGUUGUGUUGACAGUAUCAAUAAUGCCAUGUUUUGUUGACAGUAACACCAUACAAUGAUUUCAUGUUGUUAAAGAUGGGACCUUGUUUUAACUGUUGCUAAGCCAGAGGUAUAAAACCAUUGGGUACUUUACACUACUUCACCAUGCCCAAGUAAGGUAUGGUUUUGAUGGCAUGCAUGCAAUUCAGUAUCAUGUUAUAGCAUGUUGAAUUGUUGAUGGUGUAAGGCCUUGGAAUUCGUGUUGGUAUUCAGAAUGGUAACAUGAUAAUUGAUUGCUGAACUAUUUUGAUAUCAAGGUGAAAAAAUUGACAAAAAUUCAGGCAAUACAGUAGUUUUGUUCUGAGCCCCUUCAGUUGAUAAUAUUGCUUAUUCAAUGACCUUGCUAUAAAUUUGGUCACAAAAAUGGCACACAUGUAUUCGUCAAGUGAAGUGAGUCAUUGAGUCUAGACAGCUGAACUUUUUCAAACAAGCACUAUACUGUAAUAUUCAGUAAAAGUCGUGAGUAAAAAUAAAGCAUUAUACGAAGUAAAAAAUGAUGUACAAUAUGAAUAUAUUAUUAUUCAUGUGCCUGACAAGUUAGAUAAAUUUUGAUCACACACUGCUGUGUCUGUGAAUAUGCAGUACAGUGCUGAUGAAGUGAUCUACAGUUAUAUAUACUCCAAAAGAAUUCAAAUUUUCACAUUUUUCCAAACACGAGUGGUCUGAACUAAAUUCUCACAGUUAUUCAACACUGCAUGCAUUCAUUUUAUGCAUGACCACUUCAGAUUUGCCAAAAAUAGCAUGAAUAGAUAUAAAAAGAUAAGAUUGUUCAACUUCGGAACUUUGCUCAAGACGAAUUGGAAACCCGAUCAAUGUUGCAAAUAUGCCAUCUAUAUAUAACCGAAAAUAUAUUUAUCUGUUCUUGGUACGCAAAACAAUGUCAGUUGAUACUUCAAACUAGGCUUUUAACUUAGGCAAUAGUGCCUUGGCCUUGCGCUAUAAAACCACCCGAAUGCCGCUAAAAAGACGCGAUAUUCAGACCCGAGUUUACGAGUUAAGAAAUGUCUCUUAUUAGGCUGACUGAAUUUCCCAAUUUAUAAGUUUGUGUUUUUCUUCGAGCUAACACCCUGUACAUACAAUUGUAAAAGUUGUGGUAUAAAUUAAGUAUUUAAGGACGCAAUACUAGGGCAAUGCUAUUAAUGAUUAUAUUUUUGCAUUCUUAAAACCCCCUACCAGUUUAUAUUGGUUUGAUUAAAGCAUCGUCAUUGGCACACAUUAAAUUGCCAACUGGCACUGCUUAAAAAAAAUGCACUGGCACUGGCACUGCAAAAUUUCAACCGUGGAUUGGUGAAUAAAAAUAUAUUGUAGAAUAGUACGCCUGAUUAUAUUAUUGCCUUUUUAAGAAUUAAAAAUGCAUGCAGAUCUAUAAAAACGGUUUAUUCAUGUAUCUGCAUGCGUCAAUGGUAUAUAUGUUGGAUACGUACAGGCGUAUAGUUAGAUGUCUAAAGUUUGCUUAUUUUAUCAUGCAUUUAACUUCCAUUUUCUGCAAAAGACAUGCAAUUCAAAAUAAUGGGAAAAAUAAUCCAUUUUCAUAUCGUGGCGUUGUGUAAAUUCUAUAGGCACAAAAUUUAAGGUUAUUGUUCAAGCCUAUUUUUAAUGUCGAAAUAUGGAAUUAUUAUUUUUAAAAAUUCCUAUCUUGAGUUUACAAGAUACAUGUUUUAGAAAGACCAUGUCGAUAAAAUGUGUUCCUUAAGUUAUUAUGAUGCAUUGAGGUCGUACACCUGCUCUAUAAGUUGACCACAAGACCAAACGUUUUUAAAUUACUUACUGCACUUACCUCAAUUACCUGCAACGGAGACUCGAGUUGAUUAGUUCUUGUUGCUAUGUGAUUGUAAUUAACGUCUUGAGAAGAAAGGGAAUAUUUCGUACUUUUCAUUGUAAAAAGGGUCGAUGGUGUGACUUUUCUCUCUACAGGGUGUCCCCAAAAAAAGUGACACUAUAGAAAUUAUCUCAUUGUUCUUAAGCCGCUCUUAAACGCACGUGAUUACACCCCUGGGAAUUUAAUGAACUUGUAUUGUACAGUACAGUACAGUACAACAGGUGGGAAAUUUGUCGUCGCUGACCAAAAAAUUGCGGGCAGAAACAAAGCUCAUUGCAUUUUAAUUCAAAACAAAGCAGAAAGUUAGCAAGAAGCUGUUUUAGCUGACGACUUUUUGCUUUCCAUUCAACGAUUUACAAAUUAUUGGUUAUUCUUUUAAAAGUCGAUCAUGAAUUCUUCGUUUUGGGAUGAUUGUUUUGUAAUCGCGUGAUUGGAAGAAGUUAAUAUGGCGAUGUGAACAUGGGAGUAAAUACAGUAUACGUCGAUCUAUGGCUUGUUUAAAACCGUAAUAAACGAAGAAAGACGUGAUUUGAGAAUGAAAUGUAAGUUGAAAUUAACUUUAUAUGCCUCAAAUUUUCCAUCCUAUGUUUCUUAAUGUAACUUCAGCUGUCUAAGUUCAAAAUACAAGCUCGCGAAAUUUGACAAAUUUUGAAAAUAUGUAAAAAUAGCUUGACUUUGAACUGUAUUUUCUCAAAAAUAGCCCGUGGCCUCAAUUUCAAAUAUAGCUAAAUGAAAAGAAAAAACUUUUCGGCGUUUGUAGGUAUAAAACAUAUCGUCAGGAAAAUAGGGGCUCACAAUGUUUUAGUUCAGUCUUUGAGACCCAGUUGCUUCGCACGUGUUGUGGUCAAAUUUUUGCCAAGAAUCAAAGGCCGAAAUGUGAACUUCCUUCGUCAAAACCGCUUCGAGAAGGGUCUAGUUUGAAAAUUUAGGUAUUAAUUUCGAUUUCAUGAGCAUAUUUUGGUUACACGUUAAGUAUUUUUGUGCUUGAUGAGAUUCAAAAUUUGUUGUAUAUUCAAGCCCGGCUUUUGUGUAAUUUUGGUGAUGACCGGAACAGAAAUAAAGACAUUUUAAAAACUGGCCGUGGCCUCACGAUAAAACUUUCUACAAAUGUUCUCUGUUUCAUGUACUUUUAUUUGAUAUCUUAGGUAUAAGCGUAAAAAUAGGGGCUCAUAUAGUUUACGAGGUUGUAAAAUGCAUGACUUGCCUCUAUUUUCAUGUAAACAUUCGAAAUUUUUCGACAGCAAAGUAGCAACUGUUUCAGAUCGAAUGCACACGGACAGCCCACCAGAGACAAUGGCAGGGUACUGAAAUAGAACGUCACUAAAAAAUUCUGUAUUAUUAAUUUAGAUCAUGUCCACUCUUUCAACAUAAAACAGUCAUUUAUUUUGUACAAACAUUUGGCAAUAUUUACACGAUUGUGCCUUUUUGUAAACACGCGUUGCGUGUAUUGCGUGGCUCAUUUUACUCGCGCAUGCUCAGACAAAUUUCCCACCUGUUGUACAGUACAGUACAGUACAGUACAGUACAGUACAGUACAGUACAAGUUCAUUAAAUUCCCAGGGGUGUAAUCACGCGCGUUUAAGAGCGGCUUAAGAACAAUGAGAUAAUUUCUAUAGUGUCACUUGUAUACAGGGUGUAUAAAAAAAGGUAAUCGAACUUCAGCGCGCUAUUAUACGUGAAUUACUCGGCGUAUAAACAAUUGGUUUUCAUAUUCCGAAAGAUCAGGCUUUUAGCUAUUGAAUAACAUGCUUUUCAUGCCAAGUGGAGAAAAAAUAAGCAUGUACGAGGCCGAUUAAAAAUGGUAGUCAAAAUCGCAUAUUUUCACUUCUGUGCCUAAUUAAAACAAUGAAUAACAAAAGAAAAAGCAAUUAAUCACGAACGUGUCGUAGCUUAGCUAAGAUUUAUUCCUACUUAAUAAUAAUUAUGAAUAUGUGCGUCGUUUAUUGAAGUGAAAUUCAUCAACUUAAGUACCAAAGGGGGUUCAUUUUCAAUGGUUUUAGACCCAACUCUCAACGGUGAAAAUAUGCGAUUCUGACUAACAUUUUUUAUCGGAUUCGUAUUUGCUCAUUUUUUAUCCAUUUGGCAUGAAGAAGAUAUCAUUCAACAGCUAAAAGCAUGAUCUUUCCGAAUGUGAAAAAUCUCGUUCAUAUUCGCGGAGAAAUGAGAGCCUGCAACAAUCUCAAGGAAAUUUGAUAACCGCCCACUAAUUACUAUGAUAAUUUAUUUCCAAUCCAACCAAUCAAUCAGUAUUUUAUAUUUUAAUUUAUUAUUAUUGUAGUUCAUAUAGAGUGGCUCUCGAAUUCAAACUUUUAAAAAAUUGGCAGUUUAAAUUACUUUUGGAAUAAAUAAAACAGAAUUUACACCGGCGAUGUCCGUUUGGUACAUUAGUAUGUGAUACAAUUCACUAGAACAAAACAUUUUGACUUGAUAUUGCAGUUUAGAUGUGUUACUCAACAGACUAUUUUUACGUAUUAAUAUAAUGAACGGAACUCAAAAAUAUAUUUAUAUUAAAUGGAAGACAAUACCAUCUUAGGUCCAAACAUUACAAUAAAUUUCAAAAUCAUACAUAUUAUGACCAGCUAUAUGAGCGAAUAUAUGUUUCAAAAUUGCAACGGCUCACGGCUGAACAGUUAAACGUUUACAAAUUGACAAUAACAAACUCUUAACUAUAAAAAUAUAUCACAAUACAAGCUAAAUUGCACUGUAGUUCGUAGUCUGCUGUAAAACUCACAAUAACCGAUAAAAGCAACGUUUGUAGAUCGAGUAGUAAGUUUCAUAAAUACAUAAAGCGACAUGUAUUUAAUAGGAUACAUAAUUUGUCAAAAUCAGUAUUUUCAAAUUGAUCGGGUAUAGCUACUGUUUAUUUAGAGAAAUACCAGCACGUGCAUGGGUUUGUAUCCAUGCUCUUCGACUUGUCAAGGCAGAUAUCCAGUGAGAAAACCUACCAAAACAUCUCAACGAUUUCCAGCUGUUCAGUUUUUAGUUUAAAACCCAAAUUCACAGCACUCUUUCAAAAAUAUACGCUAAUAUACGUUUUUAUUGAUAGCGUAUAAACAUUGCGCCACAGUGAUUGAUGCGUAUUUUGGUAUGCAUACAUUAUGAUUUCAACCAAUAGGAUUUUUGAGUCCGCUCCCGGCCACGAAAUACCAAAUUCCCUUGAGAUUGUUGCAGGCCUAUAUUCUAUAGGCCGGCCACGCAGGCUAUACGCGGAGUAAUUCAGAUACAAUAGCGCGCUAAAGUUCGAUUACCUUUUUUCUUAUACACUCUGUAUAACAAAUUUUCUUUGACUGUUUUCAUCAUGCAUGUACAUUGAUUUUUGGCAAACCUUGUGUGACAAAUUUAUUCGUUGAAAUAUAUGUAUGCUCUUACAUUUUUACGGAAAUAGCAUGAUUGCCACAGUCAUGCAGGACGAAAUGAAUGUCAGGUUUUUAAGCUAUAUAUACCCUACGUGGAAAUUAGCAACGUUUCGACAUUUUAGAUUAAGUAACAAUUAGUUCCAUUUGCCUAUAAAACUUAUAAAGAUUCAAUUAAGCGGAUUAAUUUGUUAUUAAAAUCAGUUGAAAAGUUAUUUAGGAUUACGGUCACUACACUGCAGAGACACAAAACUAACCUUAUUCAUAUAUUGGUGAAUUUUAUUGUGCAAUACUAUCAUGCAACAGAAGGUGCAGGUCAGUCGACAACAGUCAACAGUGCUAUUAUAGAGGGUUGAAGUAGCUAUGUUAUAGUUAGUAGUUUGUAGUUAGUAGCUAUGUGUUAUAGAAUUGAAAUGUAUUUCAUGAAUUGAACAAAUGCCCCAGCUGUGUGAUCACACAUAAUAUCCGAAAACACUUCAAAGUGUACCAUUAAGAAACAAUUAGGAUGUAUAUACUGUAAUUAAUGUAGUAUUAUUUUUAGGCACAAGCUGAAAAAAUUAAGGAUGUUCAAAAUUUGAAUUUUGAACCAAGAAUUGCCAUUGGGAAUGGAAAAGUUUCAAAACACAUUGAUGUUGCAUCUGGAGUGUGGGCUGAUGAUGCCAAUAAAGAACAAUUUUGGUCCAGUGAUCCAAAAGAAAUUCUUAAGUAAGGAGGCUUUGCAUUUGCGUUGAGCAGUUGACUAUACGAUCGUAAAUAGAAACUAUAAUCAUGAAGAAGAGCUGACUGGAGAUGCCUAAAAUCUUGAUUCCACAUGUCAUUAUUUUACAAAUAAUCGCUUGGUUAUUUUUCAGGUUCUGUCAAAAGACCUACCCUAAUAUUGAAGUCACCAAUAUUGUUGAAGCCAAUGACAAUGUAACUAUUUGUUCUGGAGAGGAUUGCACAUCAUCGUACACUGUUCUUCCAUACAGAUGUCUUGGUAAGCGUAAUGUCGUGUGUAUGGCAUCGCAAACCUCGUGUUAUUAGAAAAUUUCCCUGUUUUCAUAAAAGUAUAGUUUUAAACCGUAAACUAUGUGUUAAACUACAUUAUUUUGUGUAUACAUUUGUACCAUACUGUACAUAUAGUACUAAUUAAAAACAUUACUUAUUAAAUAAAUAGAGAAUAAUACAUGGGUGCGCGGAAAUACAAGAUUUAUUUCGAGUGUUAACAUGAUAUCUCACGAAUGAGCGCAGCGAACGAGUGAGAUAUCAUGUUCAACACGAGAAAUAAAUCUGGUAUUUCCAAGCACCCAUGUAUUUUUCUGUUUAUUAUAUAAACAAAAUUCAGUGAAAAACAAUGUAACGUCCGUGGCAAUGGGUUUUACAACAAAUGAUAUUUUCACACGUAAAAAUAUCGUAUUUUUUACGUGCUGUGUUUAAAUACGAGUUUUCUCAGUGGCCAAAAACUCUAUAUAACACUUAUGUUUAUAUAAUAAAAUGUUUUCCCAACCUCCCUUACAAAAUAUACUGUGGGCCUAGCUGUGAACAUAGACCUUUCCCAAUAUAUCUUCACAAUCUUGUUGUGUCUGGCCACUUUUCGUGCGGUUUUCGUGGUGCAUUUUUGGAAUUGAGUUGUUAUUUGACUAAUUUCCUACAGUUUAAGAAAUAUUUUUUUAAUAAAUUUAGUACCAGUACCUUUCUAUAAGUUUUUCUAUAAACGUACUUUUCAUGUAUGUUGUUUUCUACGAAAAUGUCUCAAUUUCCGCAUCGAUGUCUAAGCAGAACAAGGCCGGUCCGAGCACAUAUUUCGGAGAAUAACAGGGUGCGAUAAUUCGCGUACCAACGUACCGGAAGUACGCCAAAUUUAUGGUCUGGUACUUCCUUGUUUUUAGGCAAGUACCACGUAGGUACGCGGAAAUUUGCUAUUCGCGUACUUACAUUUUCCUUCUAGCAAUAACUAGCAAACCUGCCAACGUAUUCAAAACCGUGAAUAAUUUUAGCUAUACAUGUAAAUUCCACGCAUCCAACAUAUUUUGGGAUGAAAAAGGCCAAAAGGAAAUCGCUCUGGUGAGCAAUUUUAAAAUCGUUAUCGUCAUACGCCGAUAAUUUUAUCGUUUUCGUUGUAGUGUGGACACCAACAUAAUUUUUUUACCAAUUAUCGCGUGUUUACAAGUUAUCGUAUCAUUAUCGUAUCGUUAUCGUUGUGUGGUGUGACCUGGGCUUAACUGUCAAUGCUAUACCAAGGCCUAAAAAUAAAAUACCUGUGGUUCCGGUAUCCCGACUGACCCUCAAAAUUUUUUUUAUUUCCGACCUACCUACCCUAAUUUUUUCGCGAUAUGAAACCGGAACCGCAGGCAUUUUUUUAGGCCAAUGAGGAAAACUACACUGUAUGUGGCUGAGGUCAGACUGUUAACACCCUCGGUAAAUCCACUGUAAAUGAGUGAGGUCAUUCGAGUCACAACAUCGACGCUUUGAAAACUGUUAUAUUAUGUUGUACAAAUACCAUAAUUAAAGAUUCAUUUGUACAAAAUUGUUAAAUUGCUCAUACAUUUUUUGCUUUUGGACCAGUAAACUAUACGUAGGUAUAAAAACGCAUGACUCGGAAGUAGUCUUAGGUACGUCUUGACUCUUGAGUUUGUACCAGUCCAGGUACGCGACAAGAGUUGUCGGAGUACCAGUCAAGUACGGCUAAAAAUAUUCAAUUAUCGCACCCUGGAAUAAAAUGCUCUACGAAGUAUGUACGCAUUGUAUAUCCGUACAGUAUGUGAAACAUCCGUACAGUAUGUGAAAACAAUGCUUCGCUCUUGAUAUCUCUUGAACCAUAUCUCUUGAAACACAAUUCGGCCAAUGUGCUUACCAAGAUCCCACAAGAAAACCUGAACGAGGUCGUGAAGCUGUCUUGGGAAAGGCCUAUUUACAUGUUUGGAUAUCUUGGUUCCAUAUUUUAUGCUUUCAAUGUCCGAGAAUGUAAAUCAAUUGUGAAUGGAAAAACAUGCGUGUUCUUAACUAAUUCGGUCUGGUGUAUAUAUCACCAUUUAUAAUAAGUUAGAUUGGCGUUAAAUUGUGAUCACUUUUACAUUUUAGUUGGUAAAUUCGAAGCUGAUGCAAUGAGCUAUCCUUUUGACGCUCAAUGUGAUUUUGGCUAUGUUCAUGAGACCAAAACCUGCAGGAACCAUGCGUAUUGGAAUGAAAGAGCAAAUCAGAUCUGUAGGGGCAAGGCAAAGCAUUUGGAAAAUUAUGGUAUCCUUCUUCCAUGUGGUACAGAUGUGUUUACUGGUGUGGAAUAUGUGUGUUGCAAGGUAAUGUACCAACACAUAUAGAUUGUUGCUGUCCUGGGGUUGAACACUGUGAUAUAGGCAGUAUAUUUUGCAAUGAACCUUAAAUAACACUUUCUCAAGCAGUUACUGUAUGACCUACAGUGGGGACUUACAGUAUUGUGAUUGAAAUCUGUCAAAACGCUGUAGCUUUCACUACCCUAUGUGUAAACUAGUGUAUAUAGUUUGGAAAACGUGCGUAGAUUAAUGUUAUGUUACAAGUCGUUUCCUUGUUUCUGGUUUCAUUUACACUACCAGACACUAGGCUUAUGUAAUAUUUAGCUAGUUAUAAGCAUUAUUUUAACAGGCGGAACUCAGCUAAAGGUUGAAUUGCUCUUAACGCAUUUGUGUUUUUUGUAGAAGUCCGUUGAAGCUGCUCCAACAAUGGUAAGAACGCAUAAUUUAAACCAUUAAUCGAUUGCUGGGUAGACACAAAAUGAAAAAUCCGACUGAUCUCAUAAGUUACACUGGAUAGAAGACUGAAACGUAUAUCAUUACUUAUAUCAUAUUUACGAAACUGAUUUUUCGCAAAUACUGAACAUUUUUGAAAACAUACUGUACACCAAAUUUAUUGGUGCUAUGCUUGAAAGAAAGCGAUAUUCUCAGGGUUGGGGCCCGAAAUUUCAGAAUACGCUGAAACAUUGCCGAGUUUACACAAUAAAUUCUGUCAAUUUUGGUCAAAACCACUCGAAAUAGACAACAUUGUUUAUAUAAAAUAUGUGCAGUUCUAUCUCAUUAAUACUACACUUGCAACAUAUACAUCUUUCCUAUUUCCAUAGCUCCAGCGACUUAAUUCUCCGUAGAGCGUAUUGUUCUUAUUUUGCUGUUCAAGAAAACAAUGUUGUGAUGUUUUUAUUUUUAGGAAUCUGUAGAAGCCGAAAGUGCACCAGAUUCCGUUGAAAGCACAGUAAGAAUGAUUUAUGAUCUUUCCCAUUUUGUUGUGCAUGGAACAGUAUGUCAGUAUACUCAGUAGACAGUAGGUUGUACUAUUAAUCAACACUCUGGUUAAAAUUUCCUGGUUAACCUAGAAAUAACACUGUUUUGGGUAACUUAAUAUUCCUGUUUUAAUUUCCCAGUUAGAUUAUCUCGCUUUCCACCAUAACCUGGUUUAUUUAACCAGGAAUCUGGUUAUUUCAUAUUGCAAAAAGUGGGAUAUGGAGUGCGAGAUCUUCGUUGAAAUGCUAAACAUAACCCUAACAUGUUUUCACGAUUUAUCUAGAUGCCAAAAACAUAUCAUGAAACCUUGGAAGAUUUGCUGAACAAAUUUGGUGCUCACAUCCCUAAACUGAGCAAAGGUAGCUAUCAGUUUAGCCACAGUAAUAUCAUUCUUUGUAACGAAAGUCAGUAAAUCCAGUCAUUUAGAAAAACAGCGUGCAUGUACCUGUUAUCGCAAAAAAACGUUUCGAUGUUUAAUUUAGUCCAUGUUCUAUACUAAACAGCAAUUACUCAAACAGUCAAAUUUUAGUGUAGAAAGUAAUGACAAUUAGGAAUUAUUGUAGUUAAGAUAGAAGUGUUUGAAGUUGCUCAACAUUUUACAAAGUAACAUAUUUCAGAUGAAUAGAAAUGUUAUUAUUAAAAUUAAAAUAACAUUUCUAUUUCAUGUUUGUUCUAUUUUGAGAUAUUAAAUUUUACCCAGUAAAAGCUAUUUUCAUUUUACGUUAGAUUAAUUUUCACCAAUAUUUGCUUUGGUAAAUUAAUAUUUAGGUAAACUCGCUAAACUAUACAGUGAUUUUGCUCAUCCGAUGUGAUCACUUCGGGGUUUUUUAACAACGUACAUUAGGAAAUUGUAAGGCAAGGAAAUUCCAUGUUUACGUUUAGGCUGUGACCGUUCUAUAUAUAAUGCGAAAACUGAGCUUCUUCAUGGUGAGAAAGAUGGAAAAGUGAAAAAAUUGGCCAAAGAUCUGAAUGAAGCUAAAUCUCGAAUGGAGGAAUUGAAGAAAGAUGACCCCGAUCAAGCUAAAGCCUUGUUCAAAAGUAUGUUUUCCCACGUAGAUGAUUUUAUUCGGGUUUUGUACCUCGAUUUUUCGUUAUUUCUCGAAACUUAUUUCUUCAUUAUUUGUCUAGAAACCUUGGAGAUCUAUCAAGGCACAUUAAAGAACAUUGAAAGUCAGGCAAAACUGGACGAGACUCGAUUGAGCCAAGAAAAGAAAGAAUGUGUUCAAAUGAACUUGAAUCACAAGAAACAUCUGGCUAUGAGUGCGUUUGUGGAUGCCGUGCGACAACAUAAAAAUAAACCAGCCAAGAUAAUCAAGACCUUCCAACGUUUCAUGAACAUAUUAGAAAAUGACCAAGACCAAAAGUAAGUAUAUGGGUUGCAAUCGUAAAAACCCACCUGGCGAAUUGUAUCAUAUUAACUGCGGAGUUUAAGUACUGUUUCUUUUUAUUCUAGUAUGCGUAGUUUAUCUAAAAAACUUCUGUCAAAGGGUUCUCGCAAAGAGAAACUCAUGUCUGCGAGAGACUUGUUUUUGAAACAUUUGAAUCUGGUCAAGUCAUCAUUGAAAGAAGGUGUUGACAUCCUAAAAAAAGUGGAAUCAGUUCGUGGGAAGAUCAAAUUCGAUUUACCACCGUUUGCCAGUGAUAUCGACUUUGAGGUUUGUAUGCUGUGAUUUCUUUCACCCUAAGAGGGCCUGGAAUUGCUUGUAUAAAAAGAUUAUUCAUAUCUUGUUCAAUCUUGAAAUGCAGUUGCUUUGACCCGUUAUUAGACUUAUGAUACGUGUUUUUAUUAUGAACCAAACAAUGAUCAUGUUUGUCGAAAGUACUUAGUACGUCACCAUAUAGCUAAGGGACCGGUCAUUUAUGGUUGGGGGUGGCACCGAAGAGAAAUGUUUUUCGUGGCAAACAUUUUGCUGACCCAACCAUUGAAAAGUAAAAAAUUUGGUUACCCAACCUCAAAUAUCAAGUAUAAAAUAAAUACCCACCCCUGGCCAAAAUUAAACUUUACAAAAGGUUACCAUUCAGUUGUCACAUAUGUCCUUUACCCGUUUUCUGUGACAGGAGUUUGAUAACUGCUUGUGAAAUUUGCUGCAGUUUAAUGUAUCAUGUUGUCUGCACAUGUGCUUUCUUUGGAGACACCAUUAAUUUGUCUUCUAACAAAUUGGAAAAUGAUCAAGACAGUGACUGAUUGAUUCACAUAUUGUAUUGACAUAUGACCAUAACUUUUUAUUACCCAACCCUUGAAUUGUUUUGUUUUUCAUUUACCCAACCUUUUACUUACUCAAAAUUUAGUUUACCCAACCAUUUUCUCUUCGGUGCCACCCCCCGCCAUAAAUAAUGACCGGUCCCUAAAGUACCUUGCUUUAGACUCGAAGGUCCAACUACCUGAAAAAUAUAAUAAAAACUUUGAAGUUCUUGUUAUACAGUAUUUAUAUUUUUGAUCCUACAUUCCCUCAAUGCAUUGUUUAUCCUUAGGCCAAAAAAAAAAAUAUGUGGGUUUCCGGUUUCUUCUUAUAAAAACUUAGGUAGGGUAGGUCGGUUUUAACUUCUUUUUUUUAAACUUUUUUUUUAAUUUUCCGAACAAGCGGACGCCAUUUUGUUUAGUCAGUGCUUCCACAUCCAAAAAUAAAUUUCCCUAAUAUUGCCUCAAAUUUCAAUUCCUCUAAGUGGAAACACUUACAACCAUGAUCCAAUAAAAAAGUUUAGGGUCGGGAUUUCGACGUCCAAAAGCUAGGUAGGGUCGGGAAACCGGAAACCCACAUAUUUUUUUUUUGGCCUUACCCACACUGGUAUAGUAUUUGCUGUGUGGUGGGUUUACUUUACCAUGAACUCAUGAAGGGCUUGCCUUCACAGGCGAGACCUCGCGUGUUAAAUUAAUUCCGUGUUAAAAUUCGUUUAUAUGAGACGAAGGCCAGCUCGCGUAGGCGAGAUCUCGCUAUUGACUACCCGACAUCACGCCUAGUAUGGUGGUUGGCCUUCUUAGUAGGGCUGAGUAAAAAGCCGCAUUCUUGUUAAAAAAAACCUCCGCAUUUCGCUUCAAAUAUUUCGCUCCUGAACAAUACUCAAUCAUCUGUUGGUUAUUGUUUGGAAAAUUUGCUUGGCAAAGUAUGAUUUUGACUUCGUGAUUUGUGACACCUCCUUAGAGUUUAUUAACUUGUUACUAGUACGUAAUUUUUUAGUGACAAAGGUCUUUUAUAUAUCACUUAUUAUAACGGUAUGAUUUGAAGAAUAGGUCCAAUAUAUAUAAUGAUAAAAGGCUCUAUAAAAGCAAGGUCUUAAUCUAUCGCAUGUGACCUUCCACAGAAGCUUUCACUUAUUUCCAAGAAAUUCGGCCUUGGAAAACGUAAACUCGCCACCUAUAAAUGACUUGUGUAAUGGUUACAAAAUUGCUGUUUUUGCUAUUACUAAAAAAGUAGAAUUACAUCUUAUCUAAAGAAUUAACAACCUCCCACGUUUCUUAGAUGUUCAUUAUUCACGAAUAGCUAUAAUUUAUGUUCUUUGCUAUCUUCAGUUUGCACACAAGCCGAAGACAACCCCUCCACCCCCGACUGAGGAACAUUCAGCUACUGAAGGCCGUGACGAAACACUUGGCUUGGACGAAGACGAGAAAAAGCCUGAAAAUGAACAUGAUUCAACCCUUCCUACUGAAGACGUACCAGGAAAGCCCGCACCACGUUUGUCUAAGGAUGGUAAAAAACACCAUCAUGAUCAUCCUCUCAAAUCCCGUGCGGUGUUUGCUGCUGUCAUUGGUCUGAGUUGCGGCGCCUUGGUGAUCAUGAUUGUCAUCGUGCUUGCAUUAUUCUUCAGAAAAGGAUCCUCCAAACGUAACACCAAGACCGUCAUAGCCGAAGAUGAUUCGCAGGAGAAACGCCACCUCCUCAAGAUGCAAGAAGAUGGAUUCGAAAAUCCAACCUAUAAAUUCUUUGCCAAUUAACAUAUUGACUUUGGAAUAUUUACGCUCAUAAUAGAUGUAGAAUUUUUGUUCGUUACAUAUAUAUAUGAACGCGCAUGAUAUACAUUUGUAGCACGUACUUUGUUUAAAACUGGCAGAUGCUUACAUUUAAUGGAAGAUGUAAUAUGAUUUUUGAAGCAUUUUAUACGCUAAAGCGUGCCAGUUACUUUUUCCGAUUUUUUACUAGUAUAAGUAUAUUUAUUGAUUCCUAUAUAUUAUAUAUAAUAGAAUAUGGUAUAGUUUCGUAUGUGGUAAGGCCAAAUUCGGUGGUAUACAUGAUUGAUUAACGUAUCGUCCAAAUGUAACGUAUUAGCAAUUAGUGAUUAAUGUACACCAAACGAGUACCAAUAAAUAUUUAGUGUAGCUGUUAAGCUCGUGUCCG